Chroicocephalus ridibundus (black-headed gull) is the source of this 993-nucleotide messenger RNA. RefSeq names its product olfactory receptor 51L1-like. Gene Ontology annotation, molecular function: olfactory receptor activity; G protein-coupled receptor activity. The record is from RefSeq and is a predicted model, not a curated record. Gene Ontology annotation, cellular component: plasma membrane. The transcript has a single exon. Lineage: Eukaryota; Metazoa; Chordata; Aves; Charadriiformes; Laridae. Bases 1 to 993 code for a protein of 330 amino acids. Gene Ontology annotation, biological process: G protein-coupled receptor signaling pathway.
AUGGAGCAUCCUUGUUUCAUCCCGACGGAGACCAACAGCAGCCACACCAGGACCCUAUCAUUCUUUUUGGGUGGCUUUCCAGCAUGGGGAACCACCCAGAUGUGGUCUGCUGUUCCUCUCUGCUCCACGUACCUCCUGGCACUGCUGGGGAACCUGACUGUCCUUUCCAUCAUUAGGGCCGAGCAGAGCCUCCACACACCCAUGUAUCUACUCCUUGCUAUGCUAGCUGUGGCCGACCUGGGCUUGUCCACAUCCACGUUCCCGACCAUGCUGGGGACGCUGUGGCUGGAGACCAGAGAGAUCAGCUUCAGCACUUGCCUUACCCAAAUGUUCUUCAUUCACUCCUUCACGGAUAUUGAAUCUGCUGUCAUUCUGGCAAUGGCCUUUGAUCGCUACGUGGCCAUCUGCCACCCCCUGCGAUAUUCCUCCAUCCUCACCAACUCAGUGACCACCAAGAUAUGUGUGGCAAUCGUCGUGAGGACCACCCUUGUCCAGUUGCCACUCCCAAUCCUGCUGACUCGGCUGUGUUUCACCAGGGUCAGCGAGCUCUCCCAUCCCUACUGUUUGCAUCCAGACAUCAUCAAACAUGCAGGCUCGGAUACGAGGAUUAACAGUAGUUAUGGGCUUUUUGUGCUACUCUCCACACUGGGUUUGGACUUGCUCUUCGUCCUCUUGUCCUACCUACUCAUCCUUAAGACCAUCCUGAACUUUGCAACUUGGAGGGAGCGUCUCAAAGGCCUCAACACCUGCAUCUCACAUAUCUGUGCUGUCCUCCUCUUCUUUAUCCCCAUGAUCUGCCUGUCCAUGAUGCACCGGUUUGGCAAACACGUGUCCCCCCAGGCCUACGUUUUCACAGCCAGCCUCCAUUUCCUUGCCCCACCCAUCCUGAAUCCCAUCGUUUACAGCGUGAAAACCAAACCGAUCCGGAGACGGAUACUGAGGAUGCUCUGCCAAAGAGGGGUCCGCAAAUCCAGGGCUGCCGUUUGCCACUAA